AUGCUCCGACGCGUUAGAGGCACCGCUGCGGCAGUUAGGCAUGUUGUGGCAGUCGUACCGGGGGCAGCUCCGCCGACAUCUCCUGGGAUGACGCAAAUAAGGAGCAGCUGGAUGCAGGGGCCAAGAAAAUUCUCCAGCUACCCCUUUGCCUCGCCCCUUUCUCAGUGCCGUCAGCCAGUUCAGCAGCAGCGUUGCGGCUACACGUCCCGUAGCGGCGAGGAGAAGGGCAGUGCAGGCAAGGGCAAACAAGCUCCAGCCGCUGCAGCUGCAGCAGUGUCCACAACACCAGGCACAGCGUCCACCACGGCGGUACACUAUUUCACAACGAAUCAGAAUAAUGCCGACCUCGCCGCCCAUCCACAGAGUAACGUGGAGCAACACAAGCAGGCAGCCGCGGCAACGGCGAAUGGUAGCGCUGCCGCCCCCUCUGGCAUCCGCACCAUCGGUAUCAAGCUCACCGAGGAUGACGAGCUUGUGCGCGCCUUCAACAGCUUUUCGAAGAACAUCAACGGCUGCACUGAGGAAGAGUUCCUCGUCGGCGCGAAGCAGGCGUACUACAGUCUCGCCGUCGUCAUCAGCGCCUUUGUCGAUCAUGCGCAGCCGCUAGUCGGGAAGACCGAGCCGAGCAAAACAAUUGCCGCCGCGCAUGAAGCAGUGAAGCUGCUGGACAAGGCAUUUAAGCCCGAGACUCACGCGGAUGCGGCGGCGGCGACAGCAUCGCUGACGUCGAAGGAUGAGGAGGGGGGCGACAAGGACGCCUUCUCCACUUCCCGCAAGAAGAAGCUGCAGGACUCGCUUGUCCAUAGUGUUGUCUCUACCAUUGUCUCCCUCAUCCCUGUCUCGCGGCACUUGGCGGAGUCCAUCUUCAAGGUUUGGGUUCAGCACAAGGAUAAGCAGGUGAACCUGAGCAGCAUCGCCUCACCUGCAGACUACGUGCUGGACUCGAAGCUGGUCAUCUUCGCCCGCUUGGGCAAGGCACGUAUGUACUUCAACUCCGAUAAUGUUGGCGCCGAGGUGGACGUGACCUUUAACAACGACUACCUGCGAAAGCUGGACCCUUCCGACGUGGCCGGCAGUGGUGCGGCAGGAAGUGCGCAGAAGGCGGACGCAGGUGGUAAAGUUGACGAGGAUGAGUUUGACACCGGUAUGAUUCAGGUGCACACCGACACAGAUGCCAACGCGCAUCGCACCGUGGCAGAGGAGUACACCUUCGUCGUGAACAACGCCACCCGGACGCUUGUGCCAACCGCCUCCACGACCGCCAGUACAGCCGCUGCGGCAACGACAGCGUCUGCGGACGAGGCGAGGCAUAGUGGCAAGAAGUCGGCCUGUGCUGGACCCGGAGGUGCAUCAGCUGUGGAGAGCGCGAAGUCUUCCGGCACAGCGUCACGCGUUCAAGUCACGUACGUGAAGCCAAAAGGCUUUUCGGAGAAAACUGCGGGUACGGCAACGGUGCCUGACGAGGCUACCGUGAAGGCCGCAGCGGCACCCAAAGAAAGCUUGGAAGAGGAAGAAGAGGGACACUCCGUGUACAUCAAGGUAAACGGCAACAUGCUGCCACCGAUUCCCGCCUCAGCGCAUGCGUGCGCGUUGCUCACCGUGGAUGUUGUUGUGCCACCGGAGCGGUACGCCUACAACUUUGAGUGGUUCUACAAGCGCAUCGUCGGCUAUGAGAACGAGUACGAGCGCAUUGCGGCGGCGCGCGUGUUCGCGUCAAACAGCCCCAAGGCGCUGGCGAGCCUCCUCGAUUUCCUGAUGCGCAUGGUAACGGGGAAGCCGGUGGAGUUCAUGUUUUCAAAGGCCAUUGGGCGUAUGAUCGGCAUUCCCGAUGACGUCUCGCAAACCCCGCCGGCGACGCGCAAGCUCAUGUGCAUGUACAUGGACCAGUCGUACAAGUGGGUGCUGGCCGAUCUUGUCACCCUCGCCCCGGUCAUGGAGACGAAGCUUCCCAAGGCGUGA
Leishmania braziliensis MHOM/BR/75/M2904 is the source of this 1959-nucleotide messenger RNA. RefSeq lists its product as hypothetical. The transcript has a single exon. Bases 1 to 1959 code for a protein of 652 amino acids. Lineage: Eukaryota; Euglenozoa; Kinetoplastea; Trypanosomatida; Trypanosomatidae. The record is from RefSeq and is a predicted model, not a curated record.